This is a messenger RNA of Pseudomassariella vexata, 1329 nucleotides long. RefSeq lists its product as uncharacterized. The record is from RefSeq and is a predicted model, not a curated record. The coding region runs from base 1 to 1329 and encodes 442 amino acids. The transcript is spliced from 2 exons. Lineage: Eukaryota; Fungi; Ascomycota; Sordariomycetes; Amphisphaeriales; Pseudomassariaceae.
AUGGCGCCUUACUUACCCCAAACCGAUCACUCCGCUUCCCACAGUUCCCUCGUCUCAUCUUUCAUCACCCAACUCGAAAUGAUGGUGGGCCAAUUUGCCGUGGGCGACUUUUCUUCGUCAAGGGAGCGCCGUCGAGGUCGCAGUCCCUCGCGGCGCAAGCCUCUCCCGUAUACUUCCCGAGUCCUGCACCGCUGUGAUGGCAAUUCAAGUAUUCGUUCAAGCAUCGAUAAUGGAGCCGGCUCGCUGUGCUUGGAUUAUCGGGACUUGCAUAACCAAAUUGCCACGGUCGAGAUUGAUCCCGAGGGAGACGUAUUACUCAUUAUGGGUGAGAGUUGCGUUGAGAAUAAGACGAAGACUGAGCCUGAGCCCGAGCCGGAGCAGAUCACCCUUAUGACCUUCAAAGUUUGCUCCAGGACGAUAUCCCGCGCCUCAACUCCAUUGAAAGAAAUUAUCCUCAUGGAAGGGAAGAAAGUGGACAUAAACAACGAACGAUGGAUCGUCCACCUCCCAGACGACCUACCAAAACCAUUCGCCACCCUCCUGAAAAUCAUGCACGGCUACUUUGAUCAAGUCCCCGUUGGUAAUCCCCACACAUACGGCGAGAUCUAUGAAAUCGCGGUCCUCGCGGACAAAUACGAUGUAGCGCGGCUACUUCGCCCCUGGGCAUCUCAAUGGAUCAAGAGCCUGGGCACCCAGCUGGAAGACACCGACGUCAACGCCAUCGAGUGUCUGGAGCGUCGAUCGUGGAUUGCGUGGGUGCUCGGGGGAAAGGAGACGUUCUGUCGUUCGCUUUAUGGGCUCGCCAUCCGCGCAUGCAAUGAUGCCAGUCCCAAGGAAAAGAACAAGUCGAUUCAGCUCCAGAACCUCUUUCACGAGAUAAAAGAGCCGCCGGGAGCUUUGGAUGCCAUCACAGCCCUACGUCUCGAGAUCCUCGAAGCCAUGCUCAAGCCCUUCAGAGAUUCCGAACGAGCCAUCAUCGCGCAAGAAAACACGACCCCUUCCGGCUGUUUCGGCUGCGCAACGCACUCAGCCCGCUGCAACGACGUGAUGCUAGUUUCCGCGAUCCGAUGUCUGGCUAUCUCUGGACUGUGGCCCCUUCCCGAACCCUCCCAGAUCGAAGUGAGCGCCUGCUCAAUAGAGAAGCGGCUUCGAUCGCUGAACAUACUGGCACACCCACGACACGCGAAGUGUCAGCAGUCCUUGGAGUCGUUUUUGAAGAACCGGUGGCCGUCUCAGGGGCAUAGUCUGAGGAUAACAGAGCCGCAGCGGCGCCAUUUGGAGGCGCAGGCGAAGAAGACGGGGCUGGAGCAUGUGGCAUUUGAUGUAUAG